Molecule: messenger RNA, 3453 nt
Organism: Emys orbicularis (European pond turtle)
Lineage: Eukaryota; Metazoa; Chordata; Testudines; Emydidae
Gene: PCDH12
Product: protocadherin 12
Exons: 4
Coding region: 1-3453 (1150 amino acids)
Biological process (GO): homophilic cell-cell adhesion
Cellular component (GO): plasma membrane
Molecular function (GO): calcium ion binding
Source: RefSeq, a predicted model, not a curated record
AUGCUUUUGCUGUCACACUUUCUGCUUCAAUUCUUGGUGUUGUGCUGGCACUUUUUCCUUUGUGUGGAUUGCCAGGAGGUGUCCCCCUUUGCUAUGCAAUACAAAGUGUUAGAAGAAGUGCCAAGUGGAACUGUGAUAGGGAAAUUAUCUGAGGAUUUUGGCUGGGAAGAGAGAAGUGAACCAGUAGAAACCUUCCAGCAGCUGCAUUUCCCCAAGGAGCUCCCUGUCCGUGUUGGGUCUGGAGAUGGUUUGCUUAGCACGGCAGGGCGGUUGGACAGAGAGCAGUUAUGCAGGCACACCGAUCCAUGCUUGUUCUCUUUUGAUGUUCUGGCUGCCAUACACUUGGCUUUAAUCCACGUGGAGAUUCAGGUCUUGGACAUCAAUGAUCAUGCACCCCAAUUUCCAAAACCUGAGCUGGAACUAGAAAUAUCAGAGAGUGCAUCUUUACGAACACGGAUACCACUGGACCGAGCCCUUGACCCAGACACUGGCUCCAAUGCCCUCUGCUCUUACUCAUUAUCACCCAGUGACCACUUUGCUUUGGAUGUCAUUUCUGGAUCUGAUGGAACUAAACAUGCAGAACUUGUAGUUGUUAAAGAAGUGGACAGAGAGCUCCACUCUUGUUUUGUUCUAGUAUUGACUGCCUUUGAUCAUGGAGAAUCACCAAAAUCAGGCACAACCUUACUUAGGGUAAUUGUUUUAGACUCCAAUGAUAACAGCCCUAUGUUUGCAGAGAGUUCUUUGACAGUGGAAAUCUGGGAAGAUGCUUUGCCUGGGACAAUUCUUAUAAACCUUACAGCCACUGACCCUGAUCAGGGUCCCAAUGGGGAGAUAGAAUACUCACUCAGUAAACAUGCUUCACUGGAGGUGUUGAACAUGUUCAGCAUUGAAGCCAAGACAGGCAGUGUAGUUCUGAGACGCCCACUGGACUAUGAAGAAAACCAUACCUAUGAAGUGGAUGUGCAAGCCAGGGAUCUUGGAGCCAACCCUAUUCCAGCACACUGCAAGAUCCUCAUCAAGGUCCUGGAUGUCAAUGACAAUGCCCCAGAUGUGCACAUCACUUGGGCUGCCCAGGUGCCAGUGCUAUCUGAAGCUCUUCCUAAGGACAGCUUUGUUGCUCUGGUGACAGUAAGUGAUCCCGAUUCUGGAAACAAUGGACAGGUGCAUUGUUACCUUAGUCAAGGACUUGAGCAUUUCAAAUUGAAAAGAACCAACAGAUACACUUAUAUGCUGUUGACCAAUGCCAUCUUGGACAGGGAGAGGUGGGCAGAAUAUAACCUGAUAUUAAUGGUCCAGGACAAUGGGAACCGCUCCUUAGCUGCGAGGAAACACCUCACUAUAUGCAUCAGUGAUGUCAAUGACAACCCACCAUUGUUUGAAAGAAUUACAUAUGAUGUCACCAUUGCUGAGAACAAUGUGCCUCCAUCCUACCUGAUUACUGUCAAGGCUCACGAUGCUGACUUAGAUUUUAAUGGAAAAGUCAGCUAUAGCAUCCAGGAUUUCCUUGUUUCAGACUUGGUCUCUAUUGAUUCAAAAACUGGCGAAAUCUUUGCGCUCAGAGCUUUUGAUUAUGAACAAAUGACAAGUCUGGAAUUCCUGGUGACAGCAGAAGAUGGGGGUCACCCCAAACUUGUGUCGAAUGUUUCUGUUAGGGUUAGUCUGCUUGAUAGGAAUGAUAAUUCCCCUGUGAUCAUGCAGCCAGUGCUGGUGGGAGGCAAAGCAAGGAUCAUUGUUCUAGUCAAUGCACAGACCGGAUGCCUGUGGCUAUCCCUAGGGAACGACAGCCCCCAAGGUACAGCAGUAACCACCAUGACACCAACACUCAAUUCAAACGUUUCCCUGCUAUUCACCAUAGCUGCCAGUGAUGCAGAUUCUGGCAUGAAUGGGGCCCUCCACUAUGACAUUCUGAGUGGGAAUGAUACCAAUUUGUUUCUCAUUGAUCCACUGUCAGGGCAGGUGUUUAUCAACAGCAGCAAUGCCAGCAGCCUCAUUGGCAGUGAAUGGGAAUUGGAGGUGUUGGUAAAGGAUCAAGGGAACUCACCGCUGCAGGCAAAAGCCCUUGUGCAGUUAAGUUUCAGAAAUCAUCUUGACCAGCUGACAAACUCAGCCCAGGAGGCUCAGAUGCUGAGCUCAUCCAUGGUGACUGUUAUCUGCCUAGCUGUGCUAUUAGGCACUUUCCUUCUUAUUUUGGCUUUAAUCGUGUCUAUAUGCAAAAGAGAGAAGAAAGAUAACAUGGCCUACAACUGCAGGGAAGCAGAAGAUGCCCACAGACAUCAGCAGCUCAAGAAGCCCCACAAACACAUUCAGAAAACAGACAUAUAUUUAGUCCCUGUACUAAGAAACAGGCAAGCUUCGCAAAGUGAGGCUGAGCAAGUUCGGUCCUGUGAAGAAGCUUUGCUGAAGGAAAGUGCCUGGGAUGACCCACUGCAGACUUCAUUUCAUUUAACCCCAACACUGUACAGGACCCUUAGAAACCAGAAAGGUCCAGCUGAACAGAAAGAUGCCUUCAAUCUCCCUGCAAUACAGUGCAGACCCUUCCACCCACACAGGCUAAGAAAUGCAUCAAAAGAGAGCUCAAGCCUUCAAGAUGCACAAACCCAUUCCAAAAGCUUAGAGAACCCACAGCUGAAGCCUUUGGGAGAUCAGAAUUGCGACCUCUCACUGCCAACUACUCAUCCCUCAGACAUGACUCUGAAGAGACAGAGAAUUGCUGAGCCAGAUGUGGGGCCCAGGGAAGCCCAUCCCCACCAGCACCUCCUGAGAAGCCUAGUGAGGCUGUCCAUGGUGGCACUUGCAGAGCAGGACCCCACGGGAGAACUUGCUAUGGAGUCGCCUCCUGUUCAGCAAAUCUCUCAGCUGCUGUCUCUGCUGCACCAGGGCCAGUUCCAGCCCAAACCAAAUCACAGGGGAAACAAAUACACAGCCAAGAAUGGCAGCAGGAAUGCAGGGCUGGAUGCUGAUUGCCUUACUAUAAAGGACAGUGGCCAAGGAGAGAGUGAGGCAGAUGACCGAGAUUCAGAAAAUGGACUCAAUCUUUCCAUAGACCAGCUGGUGGGAGAAGAACUCGAGAGCCUUCUAGAGCCCCAUGCAGGGCUGGCCCUGGAGAGGCUGACGGCAGACCCUGCAUGGAUGGCUCGGCUCUCCCUGUCCCUCACCAGCAGCUACAAGGACAAUGUUUUCUCCCCUGCUUCUCUGCACUCUUCUCAGGACCAGGGAGAUGCAGGGCGGGAUAAACCAAGAACCUUUGAGACAUUUGGCAAAGUUACUGGAUCUGACCCAAACGCAGCCAGGACGAGACUGGCCAGCACUUUCCUCUCCGAGAUGAGCACCCUAUUUGAAAUGAUCUUAUCCCAGAAAGCACAGGCCCAUGCAACAACGGCCUCAGGGCUCCUGCAGCAGCUCUCUGUGCAUAGCAAGCCCUUUGGGGUGGACGGCGAUGCUCCUGCUGUGUAG